Soboliphyme baturini is the source of this 1142-nucleotide messenger RNA. The record is from the annotation of a GenBank genome assembly. NCBI's taxonomy places the organism in Eukaryota, Metazoa, Nematoda, Enoplea, Dioctophymatida, Soboliphymatidae.
AUGGAAGUUACGUCGUCAAUCGCAGUGUCUAGGGUACUAGUAAUAAACGACGAAGAGGACUUUGAAGAAAAAUGGCGCGUUUUCAUCGAAGCCAUAGGUCCACUGAACGCCGUCGCAAUAAAACUAAAAUUUUCCUCCCAGAAGGUGACCAGUAAGGUGAAGGAGUUGCGUCGAAUGUUUCGAAAGGACUUAUCGUCCAUCGAUUCGGUUCGGCAGUACAACGCACUUCGUGGCAAAGCGUUGCUGCUCACUCUGUGCACGUUUAACGGCGUAGUGGCUUUGGUGCGUCUGUGCAACAUGAUUGACGUGCCUGUGUCGCUGAUCAACCUGCUUGCCGACAGGAGGGUGAUCAAAGUCUGUAUGGGGUUGAAGAAAACGGUCGACAAGCUGUUGGUCGACUUUGGUGUGAUCGGCACCAGCUUCUUGGACCUGCGCAACACGAUGUUGAAAUGGGGUCGCUUUCGCAACGACUAUGUAUAUAGCUCACUUGAUAUAUCGACGUUGGCCAGCUUUACGUUAGGCUGUUCUGUUCGCGGCGGUUGCGACAUCAUUACAGGCGAACUACUUCGUGACUUCUAUCUUCGUACCUUUGUCAUCGACGCGCUUGCCUCAGAGGUCAACCUCAUCGCUAAUGUAUUCUUUUUCGUUCUCAAAAAAUUGGCCAGUCCCCCGCAACGCAAACUCGAAGCUUGCCAACUGUAUAGACGAGCUUUGACCAUAUUUUCACCGAUGUUCGACCAGGCGCUGACGUUCAGGCGAUUGCAGGCUGCGAUGAACGUGGACAGCCUCUUAGGCUUUUUUUGCUCAAGUUAUGUUCUGGCUAAAACGGUUGAUUUCGGUUGCCGUCGGUUUUGUGACGAGCUACCUUUCGCAAGUGACCUACUGCCUCGGCACAUGGUGUUUGACACCGAGUUCAUCGAACGCCUUCGGAACGAACACUCUUUACGAGAAAAGGCAGCGAGCUCAUCGACAUCGACGACGAUUUCGUUGUUUACGGGAAACGAAGAGUACGAACUACGGGUGACGAUCCGGAGAAAGUCUGCAGCGUCGUCGAACACCUCUAAUUCUCAGGUAAACCGGUGUUUCUCAGCUACUGGUUGUUUGUGUAGCAUCGAUUUACAAGUUUAUAGUAUAUUAUGAAC